Molecule: messenger RNA, 3227 nt
Organism: Doryrhamphus excisus (bluestripe pipefish)
Lineage: Eukaryota; Metazoa; Chordata; Actinopteri; Syngnathiformes; Syngnathidae
Gene: slc35a1
Product: solute carrier family 35 member A1
Biological process (GO): pyrimidine nucleotide-sugar transmembrane transport
Cellular component (GO): Golgi membrane
Molecular function (GO): pyrimidine nucleotide-sugar transmembrane transporter activity
Source: RefSeq, a predicted model, not a curated record
AUCAUGGGACAUGUAGGAAGUACAAGAGUAGUCAAGGGGGCUUGACGCUGGUCGAGCAACACCCUUCUUCAAACCGGCGCUUUCCCACUAGCGUGUCCGUGUUAAUGGCAUGUAAAGUGGGAAGAAGAAACAACUCUUCUGUGACGCGGACUACCACACAACUUUGCAACAAUGAGUGGCGAGAACGUGAGUCUGGUGUUCAAACUGUACUGCCUGACGGUGAUGACACUGGUGGCCGCCACAUACACAGUGACUCUACGGUACACAAGGACCUUGCCAUCCGGGGAUCUGUACUUCUCCACCACGGCCGUGUGCAUCACCGAGGUCAUGAAAUUAAUACUCAGCACUGGAAUGCUGGCGAAAGAAUCAGGUAGUCCAAAGAAGAUGGCAAGCACCAUCAAGGAGCAUGUGUUCUGCAACCCAAGAGAGCUGCUGAAAUUGAGCAUCCCCUCGGUCGUGUACGCCAUCCAGAACAACAUGGCCUUUCUGGCAUUGAGUAAUCUGGAUGCUGCAGUUUAUCAGGUGACAUAUCAGCUGAAGAUCCCGUGCACAGCGCUGUGCAUGGUCAUAAUGCUGAGGCGUUCUCUCAGCAAGUUGCAGUGGUUCUCCAUCUUUAUGCUCUGUGGAGGGGUCAUACUUGUGCAGUGGAAGCCUGCAGAUGCCACCAAAGUCCCAAUUGAGCAAAACCCUUCUCUUGGGUUCAUGGCCAUUACUGUUGCCGUCCUUUGCUCUGGGUUUGCAGGUGUGUACUUUGAGAAGGUCCUGAAGAGUUCUGACACAUCCUUGUGGGUGAGAAACAUCCAGAUGUACCUAUCAGGCAUUGCGAUCACCCUGAUGGGCGUGCUCUUGACCGACGGCGAGAAGGUCUUAGAGAAAGGCUUCUUCUUCGGUUACACGCCCUGGGUAUUGUUUGUCAUAUUCCUCGCCAGCGUGGGAGGUCUGUACACGUCUGUGGUGGUGAAAUACACAGACAACAUCAUGAAGGGCUUCUCUGCUGCGGCUGCCAUAGUUCUCUCCACUGUGGCGUCCGUAGUCUUGUUUGGAUUGCACAUAACGACCACGUUUGCGUCUGGAGCCAUCUUGGUGUGUGUGUCCAUCUAUCUGUACGGCCUUCCAAAGCAGGACGUAAGCAAGCUGACUCGGGAAGACGGUGACAAGGAGUUCAAACAGAAACUGAUUACUGUGUGAGAUCCAUUGAGGACAACGAACCCACCUGGACUGAGUAGAGAGAUUUUUUUCUUCGUUUACCUUUUUGCUACUUUUUUUUUCGCUCCAGUUAAUGCACAUUUUGUUAAAAUCAAGAUGAUUUGAAGACACAGCUGAUAUGAAUACAAACAUGACUGGUAUUUUGAUGCCUUCACCUGCUCUUACAGGGGCAGUGCGAGUUUAAACUGGAGGGAAGAGCCACAGCAUGUUAGGAUUUCACUGCAAACAGGCAGCAGUAAAGCAAGAAGUCUAACUGGAAAAUGAAGCACUGUAGCACUGUAGCACUGCACAGGCAGAUGCAACCAGAGUAAGCACUGAGUCUUUCACUUUGGAAUCAUGAAGACUGAUUCAAGGUUAUGUCCACACCAAUAUUUUUUUUGUGACGCUUGCCGCAUUUCACCCCACUCCAAUUUGGGGGCAAAUGUGCAUUUAUGAAAUUAUCCGUGUGGAUAUGGCCUGAACUUGUGACAAGCAGACUGAAGUUGUGACACUGAUCAUUUCUAUGGAAAGCUCACUGUUGAAGCGUUAAGACACAAUAAGGACCAACAACUACAAUGACAAUCUUUUUUUUUUUUUAAACUAGAUUAAUGGGUCAAAUAUUCUACUACCCGUCCAUAGAAAUCAGUGAUCAUGGGUUUAAGAAAGGGUUUGAGGGUCCUCAAAUAGCAGUGGAAUAAUUUAUAUUAUUGUUAGGAGCUGACUUUUACCUCGUCAGUCUGCCCAGAUUCUUUUAUGCUAUUGACUAUAAAUGAAGACUUGACAAUGUGUGAUGCUUUUCAUACUUGUAGGAUUGUAAAUAUCGAUACAAUUGUAAAUAUCUCUUCUGUGGUCUUGUGUCACAGCAUUUUUUUAAAAAUUAAAACUGAACGGAAACGCAUGCAUUUACAAAAAAAGCUGCCACAGAAUUGAUUCUAAUGACAAGAAUGUAUGGGAAUAGGGAAGGAACGAGGUAACUGGAGGACUGAGAAGUCGGCCAAACCAGUAGAACCAGUGUGACCGGUUGUUGAUUUGUCUUACCAGCUCAAAACCAGCCAAUUACAAAUUACACUUUUGUAUUAUUUUAUUUACUAAUUAGAUAAUUCUAUUCAUAUUUACAUUUUGUCAACUGGUGUGAUGCCAAGAAUCCUCAUCCCAUUGGCCAGAACAGAGCAGGACCCUCUGAAAAGUCGUAGCCUUGCCUGUUAGUGUUCAGAAAAUGACAAAAGUUCACUUGGUUGUUGAAGCUAAUGAGGUGUACUGUACAGUGAUUGUUGGACCUGAAGAUGGGAAGCUCUACAGAUCCCAGCCUCAUAGUAACAAAAUGGUGACGGCCAAGGGUCUAUUAUUAUUAUCUUUUAUCAUUAUGACAGACACAAUGUUUUACCUGUGCAACUUCCUGAGGACUCCCUUUGACUGGCAGCUCUCUGUGUGCUGAGGCGAUCAGGUGGCUGCAAGAAGGGCCAUGCCUCUUUAGCAUAUGCACACUGGAGUAUUGGCUCCAUGGCAUACAGUCAGUGAACAUCACACAUCCUGUUCCUUACCACAGCUUCAACAGGAAGUUGAGCAGGUGUUUGGGUUGCAGAUCCUGGGCCGACUGGUACAAGACCUCGUCAUAGCUGUGUUGAGACAAAGACAGUGGUUAGUUUUGCAGUUGAUAAAAUGAGGGUGGGGUCCAAACACAUACUGACAAAAUGUGUGUGAACCAACCCAUGGAAAUAUGCUAAGUUAUAUAUAUUUUGAGGAAAAAAAUAUUAAAUAAGAUAAUAAUAAUAAUAAGAUUGGUCAAAGGGCAAUUUGCGCCACCCCACCUUUUUUAAUAGAUUUGUUUUUAGUUACUUUACUGUCAUAUUUUUACUUCAUUCCCAUUUUAUAACUUUUUCACCCAACCUAAAAAAAACCACAACUUUAUUUUGUCUUUUCAUAAGGCUUCAAAAUAUUGUAUUUUUUCUUUAAAAUUAAAUUUUUCCUCAUCAUAGGAAUUUAUUUUUUUGUCUUUAGAUUAUUUUGUUGUCUUAAUAGACUUUUGCAGCUGUUUUUUGUUU